Haplochromis burtoni (Burton's mouthbrooder) is the source of this 4506-nucleotide messenger RNA. It is a transcript of the gene sema3d, whose product is annotated as sema domain, immunoglobulin domain (Ig), short basic domain, secreted, (semaphorin) 3D. The transcript is spliced from 18 exons. Gene Ontology annotation, biological process: negative chemotaxis; semaphorin-plexin signaling pathway; axon guidance. The coding region runs from base 1507 to 3945 and encodes 812 amino acids. The record is from RefSeq and is a predicted model, not a curated record. Gene Ontology annotation, molecular function: chemorepellent activity; semaphorin receptor binding. Lineage: Eukaryota; Metazoa; Chordata; Actinopteri; Cichliformes; Cichlidae.
GAUUUCUCUGGCAGUGUUUCAGGGGUUUCGAUCAGCAUGACUGAGGUAAAUAAAUGACUUCUGCCUUGGGCGACAGAAAGACAAGACAGAAAAUCUUGUCUGAUUUUCUUCUUUAAACAGUGUCCAAACAUUGCGUCAUUGAGAUGCUGUCAGGCAUACCUAAUACAUACACACUGCAGUAUACACACACAUCCCCAUGUUUACUUGGCCGGGAAUGGGGAAGGCUCAAGACUGCUGUGGCUGUGAUAGGAACCUUUCAUGUGAAAAAAUAAGUUACUAUGUUGGACUGAUUAAAGGGGUGUAUUCCAUUGUUUGCUAUGCCAAUCAAUGCCCUUCCCAUGCCGUGCUACAGUUGUGCCUCCUGUGUGCACUAAUUCAUUCCAGUUCUAUGUGGCAUGUCUGGACCAAUCCAACAUUUCUCUAAAACAAACACAGCAUCAAUAUUGAGCUGUGUUUUAAAUGGCCUACAGCAACACUUCUGAGCUCUGUCAGAAGUCAGUGCAGUCUCAUGCUGAGGCUUUUUCCUGGACAGUGAUGAAAACUAAAACCUUAAAGGGGUCUUUUGCGAAACUCAACAGGUUUCGGGUGGAAAGUGUUAUUAAAACAUACUUGUAUGCUGCACACUAGUCUAGCCUAAUAUGGUUAUGUUAGCAAAAUCCCUCAGUGCUGACAGACAAAGCAACUGAGAAGACACAUUUACUGCAGUGAUGUUAGUAUGUUUAGAGUGUCUACAACAGCUAGGUGCCAGUGACUUGCAGACAGACUGACUGGCUCGGUUUGGCUGUCUUUCUGUGGCCUCUCUGUGUCCCCACUCUGUAAAUGAACUGUGCUUAGGCUCAUAUGGAGAUAAACUGCAUAACAGAGUCUUUCCAGCACUUACAAAGAACAAUACAGUUGCUUCUCAAGUGUGUAGAUGACAGUUUGGUCUUGAGAAGAGUUGUUGCGUAGCCUAGAUGGGUGUACCCCUAUAUCCUCAGGCCAUGAGGAUACAAGUGGGUGCACUUACAAAUGUCAGUCACUGUUUUCAUGCCCUAUAUUGCUCCCAUCUGCCUCCCUCAGGAUGGUAUUAGCUUACACGCACACAUUUGUUCAUACAUGCAGGCACUCAUACAGAUUCUGAGUGGCUUUCCGGCGUCAUGACCUGUUCUGUGUGAGUAGAGUUACUGGUUUUGUUGUCAAUUAUCGGCAAAACUACCUGCAUGUUUAUCUUCAUCCAACCGUCUCAGUUACAUGGUCUGUUCUCUCUUUUACAUAUUCCCUGGCUUUGUUUUCAGCUCAUGUUUUUUAAUUGCCAUUUUCUCUGUUGACGAGUUAAACCAUAGAUCAAGUAUCACUCCUUGCGGCUUCCUCCCAGCUUUCCAUUAACCCUUGUGUGUGACAGGAGACCUGAGCUGGCUCUGUGACAACUGCAUGUGGUUGUGAGGAGCUGUGAACCUUGUCUUCUAUUGUUGAAGACCAACAGUAAACAUAAAGUUGCAGAAAAGCACAAAGUGAAAACACUACAAGAUGACUCCACACAGUAUGAAGAAAGAGGACUCUGGCAAUCAGACCUGGAAUGAGGUUGGGGCUAUGUUCUGCUUGUCUGGCAGUAAUUAUGGAGGCAAAGGGAAGAAGUUUAUGGCUCUAUUCCAUCCGGAGGUCACACUGUUUGGACUGAUUUUGUUGGCCAUCCUCCCUGUUGGAGCAAGCAUCAAACAGAGUGUCCCCAGGGUCAAACUCAGCCAUAGAGAACUGCUGAAGGUGGGCAGUGUAUCUCUGUUUUUGAGCCCCUCCAAUGGCCUUCAUUCGCAGUCGCUGUUGUUGGAUGAAGAGAGGGGUCGUCUUCUGUUGGGAGCCAGGGACCACAUCUACUUGCUUGACCCUGACAAUCUGGCUGAAUCCCCUACAAAGAUUCACUGGCCUGCUCUGAAGGAAAACGUGGAAAUGUGCAAACUGGCUGGCAAAAAUGAAAAUCUGGAAUGUGCAAAUUUUAUCAGGGUCCUUCACAAUUACAACCGAACACAUGUCUAUGCCUGUGGGACAGGGGCCUUCCACCCCACUUGUGCAUUCAUUGAAAUCACUGGCCACAAAAAGGAUGGCGUUUUGAAGCUGCUGUCUAAUACAGAGGAGUCUGGCAGGUUGAAAUGUCCUUUUGAUCCCUUGCAGCCAUUUACAUCAGUCCUCACAGAUCAGUACCUGUAUGCGGGCACAUCUUCAGACUUCCUGGGCAAAGAUACAACGUUCACACGCUCCCUAGGCCCUCCUCCUGACCAACACUACAUACGCACAGACAUCUCUGAAGACUACUGGAUCAAUGAGGCCAGGUUUAUAGCUGCCCAUCCCAUUGCAGACACCUACAAUCCAGAUGAUGAUAAAGUAUACUUUUUCUUCCGCGAGGUCUCCUGGGAAGGCAACGACAAAAGCAUCCUCUCCCGAGUGGCUCGUGUGUGCAAGAAUGAUGUGGGUGGGCUGAGGAGUCUGACCAAUAAAUGGACAACCUUCCUCAAAGCCAGACUUGUGUGUUCCAUCCCUGGGCCAGAUGGCGUGGACACACACUUUGAUCAGCUCCAGGAUGUCUUUCUACUCCCAACCAGAGAUGACAAAAACCCCAUAGUGUAUGCAGUCUUCACAACCUCUAGUUCCAUUUUCCGUGGCUCAGCAGUGUGUGUUUAUAGCAUGGCAGACAUAAGGGCUGUGUUUAAUGGACCUUAUGCCCACAAGGAGGGGCCUGACCACCGCUGGGUAGAAUAUGAGGGGAGGAUACCAUAUCCCCGUCCUGGAACGUGCCCAAGCAAAACAUAUGAUCCAAGGAUCAAGACCACUAAAGACUUCCCGGAUGAAGUUGUCAGAUUUAUUCGAUUCCACCCUCUGAUGUAUCGCUCUGUCUACCCUCUCACUGGUCGUCCUGUGUUCACACGUGUGAAAGUUGACUACACCUUGACUCACAUUGUGGUGGACAGAGUUUUGGCAGAUGAUGGCCAGUAUGAGGUUAUGUUCCUGGGAACAGAUGUUGGCUCCAUUCUUAAGGUAGUGAGCAUCACUCAAGAAAACUGGUCAACAGAGGAAGUGGUUCUUGAAGAGCUUCAAGUGUUCCAGAAUCCCUCUCCUAUCCUUAGUUUGGAGAUCUCGUCUAAACAGCAACAGCUCUACGUGGGUUCAAGUGAGGGUCUAGCCCAGGUUUCACUCAGCAGAUGCCACCUAUAUGGCCAGGCUUGUGCUGAAUGCUGCCUGGCACGAGAUCCCUACUGUGCCUGGGAUGGACACACAUGCGCACGAUACAUCCCUGCCUCUAAGAGGCGAGCUAGAAGACAGGACAUCAAGAAUGGAGACCCUGCCAUGCAGUGCUGGGACACAGAAGACAGUCUUGGUACUGGGAGUGUGGAGGAGAAAAUUCUCUUUGGGGUGCAGAGCAACUCCACAUUUCUCGAGUGUAUCCCCAAAUCUCAGCAGGCCCGGAUUCGAUGGUACAUGCAAAGACUGGAAUCUGAACGCAGAGAGGAGGUCAGAUUUGAUGAUCGAGUAAUUCACACGGAAAGAGGUCUCCUAAUUCGCUCCCUUCAUGCUUCUGAUGCCGGUGUGUAUAUCUGUGUAGCUCAAGAGCACACACACUUCACUCAUACUCUCCUCCGUGUCACUCUACAAGUUGUUACAAAUGGACAGCUAGACAGAAAAGCCAAGCCGAGUGACGACUCUGCCGGGGGGCUACACCAUGGAACAGAGGCACGUCAGCGAUAUAAAGACUACCUGAGAGCGAUGAGCUCCCCCUUCAGCUCUCUAGAAGAGUACUGCGAUGCACUGUGGCUGGAUAAGAGGCCAUUGAGGGUUCGAGGGCGAGGCUUAGGAAAUGGCAAAUGGAAACACAUCCAGGAAAUGAAGAAAAGCCGGAACAGGAGACACCACAGAGAGAAUGUGGAAAAGAAAGAACAACAGAAGCAAGGGAGGGUAGUGAGGACAGCAGAACAAUAGACGACAGGAUAUAGAAACAUUAAGGAUGUUUAUAUUAACUGGUUUAAGGAUCAAGCUAAUGUGACUCAGAACUGUGAAACUGCAGUGUCAGAUGAGCAAGUAAACUUUAACUCUUAAAGUGACAUGAAAGACGAUCAGUGAAAUAUGCAGUGCAAAAAUGCAAUAUACUUAGCAAACAACUUGAAGUAGUAGAGGUAUGUUACAGGAAAACGCACAGUUAACUUUGUAAAUAAAUUAUCCAUUGAUAUCACUCAAGCCUCCGUAGUUUGACAGACUGCUGUUGCUCGUUUUACUCCAAAGUUUCAUAGGGCCAAUAUUCCAUUUGGUCAUUACUUUCAUUAUGUAUGACUGUAAAUAUUGAUAUGACAUGUACAGGAGACAUAGCAUGCUAAGUUUAGUCUUAUUACUGACCUAUAACAGUAAUCAUUUAUGAUGUUAUUCUAAAAAAAAAUGACAUAUUUUUGUACAAUCCAUUUACUCUUGUGUACUGUAGGUGCAAUAGAGGGUUUUUUAUUAUAACUGUUUGUGAACGUUAUUUAAAUAAAUGUGUCUUGGAGCCUC